Messenger RNA from Anisakis simplex (herring worm), 222 nucleotides. Lineage: Eukaryota; Metazoa; Nematoda; Chromadorea; Rhabditida; Anisakidae. The record is from the annotation of a GenBank genome assembly.
AUGAUGAAUCACUGCAAGUUCAUCUUCAUUGUGCUCAUCGAGUUGAUUGAAAUUGAAAAGACCCUGAUUGUAUAUCAAGAAAAUGGCGAGAAUGAACUCACUUCGCUGCCAUCAACUGAUAAUGAGGAGCUGAACGAUGAGAAAGCAUCAGAACAGGCUGAAGAAGAAUUCAUGCGUCGCGCUGGUUUGAUUUCGCAGGGCAGUUUGGAGGAGAAAGUCUCA